AUCGCUCCUACCCCCGUUUUCGGGUCCCCAAUGUCGGAUCGGGAGGCCUCCCAAAAUCCCACCUCGCGUUCCCUCCGCUCCGUCUCCGCCGCCGCCUCCUCCUCCCGAUCCGAUCGCCGCUGCCGCCGCUCGCUUCGAUGGGCCGCCUCUGCUGCUAGGGCCGCCGCCGCCGCUGCCGCCGCCGCGAUCCCCACCUCUGCCGCCGCGACGGGUCGGCGUCGGCGACGACGAUGCAGCUUCGGAUCUCGCCGAGCAUGAGAAGCAUCACGAUAUCCAGCAGCAAUGGGUUCCUCGACUCGAUGAAGGUCAGGGUCGCCGCGCGCCACGUCCCCUACCGGACCCUCUUCCACACGAUUCUCGCCCUCGCCUUCCUCCUCCCGUUCGUCUUCAUCCUCACUGCCGUCAUCACCCUCGAGGGUGUCAACAAGUGCUCCUCCCUCGAUUGUCUGGGAAGGCGACUAGGGCCAAGGUUCCUUGGUAGGGGCGGUGAUGAUUCUGCGAAGCUUGUAAGAGAUCUGUAUAAGAUACUUAAUCAAGUGGAUUCCAAGGAAAUUCCUGUUGGACUGGUGCUGCCUGAAUCAUUCAGUGAGUUUCUUACUGAAAUGAAGAAUAACCAGUAUGAUGCCAGGACAUUUGCCAUAACAUUGAAGGCCACGAUGGAAAAUAUGAACAGAGAGGUCAAGAGAGCAAGGUUGGCAGAGCAGUUGAACAAACAUUUUGCUGCAAGUGCUAUUCCAAAAGGCAUUCAUUGUCUCGCUUUACGUCUGACAGAUGAGUAUUCUUCCAAUGCUCAUGCACGAAAGCAGUUGCCACCUCCAGAAUUGUUACCCAUGCUCUCGGAUAACUCCUACAAACAUUUUAUUCUAGCAAGUGAUAACAUCCUUGCAGCUUCCGUUGUUGUCACCUCAACUGUGAGAUCUUCUUUGAAACCUGAGGAGAUAGUCUUUCAUGUCAUCACCGACAAGAAGACUUAUCCAGGGAUGCAUUCAUGGUUUGCACUGAAUCCUCUUUCUCCAGCCAUUGUUGAGGUAAAAGGUGUUCACCAGUUUGACUGGUUGACAAGAGAAAAUGUACCUGUUCUCGAUGCUAUAGAGAACCACCAUGGUGUCAGAAACCAUUAUCAUGGAGAUCAUGUCAAAGGGAUCAAUGAUACUGACAAUCCAAGGGUUUUUGCUUCGAAACUGCAGGCCAGGAGUCCAAAAUACAUUUCUCUACUCAACCAUCUCCGUAUUUACCUGCCUGAGCUUUUUCCAAACCUCAACAAGGUGGUCUUUCUUGAUGAUGAUAUUGUUAUUCAGCAUGAUUUGUCACCUCUGUGGGAAAUCGAUCUUGCGGGAAAGGUAAAUGGGGCUGUAGAAACUUGCAGAGGCGAAGACAAGUGGGUGAUGUCAAAGCACUUCAGGACAUAUUUCAACUUCUCUCAUCCCCUUAUAGCCAAUAAUUUGGACCCUGAUGAAUGUGCAUGGGCAUAUGGGAUGAAUAUCUUUGACUUAAGUGCAUGGAGGAAGACAAACAUUAGAGAAAAAUAUCAUUACUGGCUGAAAGAGAAUCUGGUGGCCAAUUUGACACUCUGGAAGUUUGGAACAUUACCACCGGCCCUUAUAGCAUUUAGGGGCCAUGUGCAUCCUAUUGACCCAUCAUGGCACAUGCUAGGCUUGGGAUACCAGGAGAAAACCAACCUUGACAGUGUGAAGAAGGCUGCCGUGAUCCACUACAAUGGGCAGUGUAAGCCAUGGUUGGAAAUUGGGUUUAAACACCUUCAGCCUUUUUGGACAAAACAUGUCAACUACUCCAAUGAUUUCAUCAGGAAUUGUCAUAUCUUUGAGCCUCAAUGAUAGAUCAGAAGAUUGGACAAGUUAAAAGAAAGGAGGUAGACUGAUGUGAGUUUUGCAGCUCAGGACACAGCAUACAUAAUAGAAAUAUGGGUUACACAACCUAUGCAGAUACCAAGAUAUCACUGGCGGCAUGAGAGAUUCUUUAAUUUGUAACGUAUUGAUGCAUGCUCUCUUGGUAUACUUCAUCAAAGCCUAUCUGAGGGGAUAUAAUAUCCCUUUUCUGGUGCAUAAGAGCAGCUAAGUGUAAAGUGCUCACAGAAGUGCAGUGGAACUGCAGACUGCACUGGUCAGUCUUACAGGAGCAACAAAAGGCCUGGAUUGUUGUUGUUUCAGGCACGCCAAAUUGAUUUUUUAUCUUUAUCUUCUUUUUUCCCCUUUCCUAUAUAUUUUUUGUACUCCCAAAUUUUUGUUUCAUGCUGUUAAAUGUAUUCAUCCGGUAAUUGUUAGAAUGUAGACAUUUGUUAGUGCAGGGAUCCCAUUGAACUUGCAGGGAACUGAUAUUUAUUACCAUUUCAUGAGAUAUUAUUGGCAAUGUGCCGAUAAUUUUUUCCUAUUGGAUUGUGUUA
Messenger RNA from Phoenix dactylifera (date palm), 2401 nucleotides. RefSeq names its product putative galacturonosyltransferase 14. Gene Ontology annotation, molecular function: polygalacturonate 4-alpha-galacturonosyltransferase activity. NCBI's taxonomy places the organism in Eukaryota, Viridiplantae, Streptophyta, Magnoliopsida, Arecales, Arecaceae. The record is from RefSeq and is a predicted model, not a curated record.